AUGCCUGUGCUGACUUUUGUCUGUGAUACGUCUACUCGUGUGGUAGGGAAGUGGGGCGACCUGGAUGUGUGUCACGAGUUCAGCAUUGGCGAGAUUCUUCGGGCGACAGACCACUGGUCGAGCGAGAGUGUGCUGGGGAAGGGCGGCUUUGCCACGGUCUACAAGGGCGUGUCGGAGAAGGGCGAGCUGUGGGCCAUCAAGCGCAAUGAGCUCAUGUCCAACGACUUCGAAAAGGAGGUGCGGGCGAUGGCGUCACUGCGGCAUGAGCACGUGGUGCGCCUGUUGGGCUUCUGCCUGCAUCAGAACGUGGAGAACGGCCAGCAGGAGCAGAUCCUCGUCUACGAGUUCGUGCCCAACAGGGACCUCAAGUACCACAUCCACGACUCCAAGUCCCCCUUAUCACUGCAGCAGCGGCUGCAGCUGGCGGCCAAAAUAGCGGACUUUGGCUUACUGAAGCAACUGAGCCAUGCAGCAGAGCAUGACGAUCGGACACGAAUUGCCGGGACUCCGGGCUACGUGGAUCCGGAUUACAACCGUUCUAGUGUGGUGACCGAAAGGUCCGACGUCUUCAGCUUUGGCGUGGUGCUGCUUGAACUCUUGACUAAGCAGAGGACCCAUGUGAAAGGAGGGACCGACCAGCACAUUUGUGAAUGGGCGACGCGCAAGGUGCAGGCGUACGAGUUCAGCUCGCUGAAGGAAGCGGCACUGGAGGCCCCGGAGGAGGCGGUGGUGGAGUUUGCCGACAUCGCUCUCGACUGCGUCAAGGUGCCUGGCUCCCGCCGCCCCCCCAUGAAGGACGUCGCCCGCCGCCUGCAGGCGCUCCUCUCCAGGCACUGCAGUGAGGGAGAGGGCGGCUCCCUUGAACCAAGCAUGCCCGAGAAGAAGGGCGUGAGGGAGAGCAUGGCGGAGAGCCUGGAGAGGCUCACAAGUGGUGGUGACAGGGAUACUUUCGGGAGGAGUGAGAUUUCCGAGGAUUUGUGA
Closterium sp. NIES-65 is the source of this 981-nucleotide messenger RNA. Lineage: Eukaryota; Viridiplantae; Streptophyta; Zygnematophyceae; Desmidiales; Closteriaceae. The record is from the annotation of a GenBank genome assembly.